Ipomoea nil (Japanese morning glory) is the source of this 2135-nucleotide messenger RNA. RefSeq names its product molybdenum cofactor sulfurase-like. The record is from RefSeq and is a predicted model, not a curated record. The transcript has a single exon. Lineage: Eukaryota; Viridiplantae; Streptophyta; Magnoliopsida; Solanales; Convolvulaceae. The coding region runs from base 153 to 2000 and encodes 615 amino acids.
AUGAAGGACGAGGUCAAACAAUCUAAAGCCGUCAUCAGACAACCUGUCCAAAGCUCACAAACCUUAAUCUUCUUUAUCCAUCGCACACCUCAGGGCCAAUACUAUGAAAUGAAAGAAACCAUAUCCCUAUCCCUGUCUCGGCUAAACACUGCAUGGCAUCAGACGCCUGUUUCAACGCCUGCUGCUGUAGUAGUCUCGCCUCAAAACACUCCACUCUCCGCCCGCCGCCCGCCGCUUGCUGCCAUGAAUUCGCCGCCGCCACCGCUUCCUCCCUCGUCCCGGCGCCCAACACUCAAUUCACUAACCAUGAGUCCCUCCCUCCCUGCGCCCAAAUGUUUUCAAGAUUCCGUCACGUGUAUCCUCACUACUGUAAGACUAAUUCGGCAGACGAGAUUCGGGCCCGAGAAUACUACAAUCUCGCCGGUUCCAAUCGCGUCUGCCUCGAUUACAUUGGCCACGGGCUGUUCUCCUACUCCCAACAACAGGGAAACCAUCAUUUGACCGAAGAUAUCGCGUCCACCUCCGCCUGCCCGCCGCCCGCCGCCGCCGCAGGCGGCGGCGGCGGCCAGUUCUUCGAUAUCUUGUACAAGCCUGUGAGCUUGAACUCCCAGUUACUCUACGGCGGCACGGAAUCUGGGCUUGAAGCCAGCAUAAGAAAACGAAUCAUCAAGUAUAUGAACAUAUCAGAAGAUGAUUACUCCGUGGUGUUCACUGCCAAUCAGUCAUCUGCAUUUAGGCUUUUAGCAGACGCUUAUCCCUUCCAGGCAACCAACACUCUUCUCACGGUCUAUGAUUACCAGAACGAAGCGGUGGAAGCCAUGGUGGAGAGCUCAAGGGCGAGAGGCGCCAGAGUUUUAUCUGCAGAAUUUUCGUGGCCUAAUUUGAAGGUGAAUUCAAGAAAGCUACGGAAAAUGGUGGUGAGCAAAGGGACAGGGAGUAGUAGUAAACGAAAAAGGGGAUUAUUUGUGUUCCCACUUCAGUCUAGAGUGACCGGAACUCGAUAUUCAUAUCAAUGGAUGAACUUAGCCCACGACAAUGGCUGGCAUGUACUCCUUGACGCCUCAGCUUUAGGCGCCAAGGAUAUGGAGACUUUAGGCCUCUCCCUCUUUCAGCCUCACUUUCUCAUCUGCUCAUUCUUCAAGGUUUUUGGGGAGAACCCUUCUGGAUUCUGUUGCCUAUUUGUCAAGAAAUCCAGCAUCCCAGAAUUGGAAAAAUCCCCCACAAGCAUUGGCAUUAUUAGCCUUGUUCCAGCCUCACCAGAUAAUAAAGAAAGCUCUUCAUCUUCUUCAUCUUCCUCCCCAGUAUCUGUCCAAGAAAAUUCAAGAUUUCUGGGCACCAAAGAGGAAGAGGAAGAGGAGGAGAAGAAGCAGUUGUCACUGUGGGAAUUCUUGAAACUGGAGAAAGUUAUUGAGAGCAGACGGUUAAAGAACGCCAUGGCCGCCGGCGCAGAGGAGAUUACAGAAUGCAGGGGAUUGGAUCACGCAGAUAAACUAGGGCUAGUACUGAUCAGUAACCGAGCCAGAUACCUAGUAAACUGGCUAGUAAACGCGUUGCUGAGUCUCCGACAUCCUCGUUCCGAAAACGGCGGCGUGUCUCUGGUUCAAAUCUACGGACCAAAGGUGAGAUUCGACAGAGGGCCAGCGAUUGCGUUCAAUGUGUUUGACUGGAAAGGACAGAAGGUCCCUCCCGCACUCGCACAGAAGCUAGCAGACCGACAAAACAUAUCUGUUUCCUGCGCAUUUCUGAACCACAUUGGAUUCUCCGACAUGUACGAUGAAGACAAGAGAAAAGCCGUGGAGAUCAUCCUCGUCGGAGAUAAUAAGAAAAGGGGAACCUCUUCUUCUGGGAUAUCUGUGAUCACUGUUUCUCUGGGACUGCUGACUAACUUUGAGGAUAUGUACAGGCUAUGGAGUUUUGUUUCAAGAUUUCUGGAUGCCGAUUUUGUUGAGAAGGAAAGAUGGAGAUACAUGGCUCUCAAUCAAACUACUCUUGAACUCUAGACCCAUAAUCCAACACACAUAUAUUCUUUCAUUCUUUUUACGUUGUAACUGGUUUUCAUUCUUUGUACACAUCAAACUUGUUCCCUCUUAGCUCAGUACUAUGUUUCAUCAUUUUUCAAGCAUACCUUUUUUACA